AUGAGAGGUUUCAGAGAAGCCGUGUCGGGAAGCAGAGCAGACGGCAGCGGAGAAGAAAGUGGGCAUUCAGAGGAAAGAAGAGGGCAGCGCGAAGCGGAAAAACUGGGCAAUGCCGAAGAAGGGGUGGAGGUUCAAAGCAGACGACACCUGAGCCAGGCACUGCAGGCAAAUCCUUGCGAAGAAGCUGCAGUGGGGGCUACACAGUUUCGACUGGGUGAGGCACCCUGA
Molecule: messenger RNA, 228 nt
Organism: Besnoitia besnoiti
Lineage: Eukaryota; Apicomplexa; Conoidasida; Eucoccidiorida; Sarcocystidae
Exons: 1
Coding region: 1-228 (75 amino acids)
Source: RefSeq, a predicted model, not a curated record